ACUUGACACUACCCAAAAUUUAGAGCGGUGUCGGAUUCUGAAGUCAGAUAAUUGGAUCAGUUUCGAUCUCCGGUCUGGUUUAAGAUAUCGGGGUCGCAAAUAUCCUUGAGAAUGAUCUCUGGUUCUUCACGUUUACGGUCACGGUCAUCAGAGAUGAUCUAGUUUGAGAUCAUCUGUUUGCUUGGUUGAUGGUAAGUAGGGUUCGCCAAUUGGGAAUGGUCUCUAGUUUGAGAUCUCUGUUUCGAGAUUUCUAGUUCUUCACGGUCGUCAGAGAUGACACCUACAAGUAAAACCAUUUUUGUUGCUUGAUGGUAAGCAAGACUGAUGGAGUUCCUUCUCACAAAACCUUUGGAAUGAUCUCUUGUUCGGGAUCUCUGGUUCGUCGGUUGAUGGUGUGCUGCCGCAACUGUGAAAGGGAAGAAUGAUAGAGUCUCUUCUCAACAAAUGAGGUUUUUUCAAAUGGGGCAAUUGGCCGGAUAUUCGAAGUGUUCUUGGGGGCAUUUUCACAGGAAAGCAGAAAUUUAUACGUUGUUCUUGCGUACUCCCAGCCUUCGAUAAACCAAGCACCUUAGCAAGUCUCACUCCCCUCUUCCUCUAUGUCUCUCUGAUGCCACCAUUGCCGCUAACGAGAUAUCCGAAACUCUUCGCCCUUCCGUAACCGAAAAAUGUUUAGAACCUUCCGGAACCGGAGACGCCCCCGUUACGGUGCUCAGCUCUGCACCAUCAUCGCUGCGCUCCUUCUCCUCCUCUCGGUCUCAGUUCUUUACAGUCGACUCAGCUUUGACCGACGGUCCCAGGUACGCCCAUUCUCCUCUUCAAGAUUAGGGUUAGGAUUUCCUUCUGUUCCAAAUCUAGAUUUCUCACAAGAUUCCUCCAACGACCUCGAUGAACUCGUUGCCAAUCCGUUACUAGAAGAUGUAGACGGUGAUGGUGCCGGUAACGGAAAUGACGAUCGGAUCGAUGAGCUGGAUGUUGUGGAAGAAGAGAGUGAUGAUCAGUCUAAGCUUUCGAAUGAAGAGGAGAUUCUGAGAGGAGUAGAUGAAGAGGAAUCGGAGUCUGAGGGUGUGGAUUGGAAUAGAAAUAAGAGGUUUGGUUAUUACUGGGAUCAUGUUCUAGGAGUGACGAGGCGGGCGUUCGAUAGGCGUUCGAUUGAUGAACAGUGGGACGAUUAUUCUGAUUCUAGUUUUGGUUUGGAUUCGGAGGAUCGGAGUAAGAUUGUAUUUGCUUCGGACGAUCAGCCUUUGGAUGAGGACAUUCGGGGUAAACUGGAUCAAAUUAACGGAAUUGAAGACGCAUUGUUGUUGAAGGCGGGUAACAGGGUUUCACCAUUGAGAGAGGGUUGGGCAGCUUGGUUUGAGGCAAAAGGUGACUUUUUGAGACGGGAUAGAAUGUUUAAGUCGAAUUUGGAGCUGUUAAAUCCGUUGAACAAUCCCCUUCUGCAAGACCCAGAUGGGAUAUCAACGGUUCUAACAAGGGGAGAUAAGCUUAUGCAGAAAGUAAUGUGGAAUGAGCUUAAGAAAAUUCCCUUUGGUGUAAGAAAACCAUUGGGAAUUUUGGAGAAGCCCCGUGAUUCUGAAGUUGUAGGAGAUGGUCAUGACUCUUCUGCUAGGAAGAGGAAUAAUGUGAAUGUUGGGAUAAAGGGAUUGGAGGGAAAUGCUGAAGGAACAAAGAAUGAGGUCAAAAGGACAGAACGUAGAACUUUAGAUGACACUUCGACUGCUAAUGUCGACAGUAAUAACAUUGUUAAUGUUUCUGAGUCUUUUAAUUCAGCUAAGAAGGCGGCUAUUGUUAAUGAAACUUCACAUACUGAUAUGGUGAAAAAACAAGGUUUCUCAUCCUAUAAGAGUACUGGGAGGGGGCCUUUGCAACACGGUUAUACAAAAGGCAUUGAAAAUUCUUCUAGGGGUGAAUUGGUUCAACAGACCCUCUUGAAGAAUCCUGAUUCUGUGUCUCAGGUUCAAUCUGAGGUAUCAGGUCCUAAAUAUGCUGAUGGCAAGAGAUGGGGUUAUUUUCCUGGUUUAGAUCCUUAUCUAUCUUUUUCCGACUUCAUGGAUGAAUUCUUUGGGAAAGGUAAAUGCUCAAUGAAAGUUUUUAUGGUUUGGAAUUCCCCACCAUGGAUGUAUAGUGUACGGCAUCAACGAGGCCUUGAAAGUCUUCUUUAUCAUCAUCCAGAUGCUUGUGUUGUAGUUUUUUCUGAAACGAUUGAGCUUGAUUUCUUCAAAGGCUUUGUAAAGGAUGGAUUCAAAGUUGCCGUUGCCAUGCCAAAUCUUGAUGAACUGCUGAAAAAUACUCCCACCCAUGUAUUUGCAUCAGUCUGGUUUGAAUGGAGAAAGACAAAAUUUUAUUCUAUCCACUACAGUGAGCUUAUUCGUCUGGCUGCUCUGUAUAAAUAUGGAGGACUCUAUAUUGAUUCUGAUGUUGUGGUGUUGAAGCGUUUGUCUUCAUUUAAUAAUUCUAUUGGCAUGGAGGAUCAGGUGGAUGGAAGUUCUCUCAAUGGUGCACUGAUGGCAUUUAGAAAGCAUAGUCCUUUCAUAAUGGAGUGCCUGAAAGAGUUCUAUUCAACAUAUGAUGAUGCUCAGUUGAGAUGGAAUGGGGCUGACCUACUGACAAGAGUGGGUAAGAAGUUUCUAAGCAAAUGGGAUAAUUCUGGUAAACCGAUUGAGCUAAAAAAGCAACAAUCUUUUGUAUUCUUCCCAAUAAGUCAUCAGAAUAUCAUAAGAUAUUUCACAGCUCCUUCUGAUGAGGCUGAGAGAGCCCAACAGGACGUCUUCUUCAGAAAGAUUCUGAACGAAUCAUUUACAUUCCAUUUCUGGAACAGCUUAACAUCUGCUCUUGUUCCAGAACCUGAGAGUGUUGCAGCAAAACUUCUUAACUGCUACUGUCUUCGUUGCUUUGAUGUGUUAUGAACUGUAUGAGAAGAUGUCAUUUGCAAUAUCUGGUCCAGCAUUUACUUGCCAGAUAUUUUCAAAUGAUCAAUUAAAAAUAGCCCAAGUGAGAGUUCCCUGUUUCCAAAUUAUCCAUUUUACCGGUCAGCUUACAAGGAAUUGCAAAGGCACUCCUGGUUUGGGUUUUGAACUGAAAACGUGGAAGCCAUCAUUCAUCAAAUGUACAGUUCUGUACUUAUUUUGAGUUUGAUAUAUUGCAGAAGUUGUAUGCCGCUACAAGAAAUUAUGUUCAGAGGUACUGUGGAAGUGCGUGGAGCAAGUUCAAGUGUAGAUUUUAGUUGUUUAAGCUGAGCACCAAAAGUGGGGAAGACUGUAGAAUAUGGAUUCAUAAUUUUAUAUAUUGUACUUUUAGAAGAUGAGUUGUGUGGGUGAGAAAGCGGACUGUAAAAUAUGGUUUAUGUAUUGUGUUUCUUGAAGGUGAGAUGUUAUAGAGAUGUGACUCGUUUGGUUACCCACUCCCCAAGAGUUUUGAAUCCCAAAAUGAAAUUUCCCAUUGCCGAUGCUUCUUCAGCAACGUUGAAGCACUUAUUCACCAUUUUGUUGUUCAGCAAACGAUAGUGAAAAGAUCAUGAUUAAUUGCAAAGGAUUCAGGUGCAGCUUUGGAA
Messenger RNA from Nelumbo nucifera (sacred lotus), 3550 nucleotides. RefSeq names its product alpha 1,4-glycosyltransferase family protein. The record is from RefSeq and is a predicted model, not a curated record. Lineage: Eukaryota; Viridiplantae; Streptophyta; Magnoliopsida; Proteales; Nelumbonaceae.